CCCCUUAUAGAUUUAAAAAGAGAGGCUGCAUUCUCAGACUGACACUUAUUCAACACUGCCACCUUAAGCAGAUUACUUUUGCGCUCGCCCGUGUCAAAUACGUGCUUCACUUUGCCUAUAUCCAUCAUGUUUGGGAUGCUCCAGCACCACCUUCACCCGGGCGUUUUUUUCUUCUUCUUCUUAUGGCUAUGCCAUCUCAUGGAAGAUCAAAAAGUUCAAGCUGGAAACUGCUGGCUGCAGCAGGGAAGGAACGGGAGGUGCCAGGUGCUUUACAUGCCCGGAAUGACCCGAGAGGAGUGCUGUCGGAGUGGGAGACUGGGGACGUCCUGGACCGAGGAGGACGUCCCCAACAGCACGCUCUUUAGGUGGAUGAUCUUCAAUGGCGGAGCCCCAAAUUGCAUACCUUGCAAAGGUGGAGAAAGCUGCGAAAAUGUUGACUGCGGACCUGGCAAGAGGUGCAAGAUGAACAGGAAAGGUAAGCCGCGCUGCGUGUGCGCGCCGGACUGUUCAAACAUCACCUGGAAAGGACCCGUCUGCGGCUCCGACGGGAAGACCUACAAAGACGAAUGCGCGCUCCUCAAGGCUAAAUGCAAGGGCCACCCCGACCUGGAGGUGCAGUACCAAGGAAAAUGCAAGAAAACCUGCCUCGGCGUCCUGUGCCCAGGAACCACCACCUGCGUCGUGGACCAGACAAAUAACGCGUACUGCGUGACGUGUAAUCGGAUUUGCCCCGACAUGGCGUCGUCUCAGCACUACCUCUGCGGGAAUGAUGGGAUCACCUACGCCAGCGCCUGUCACCUGAGAAAGGCCACCUGUCUCCUGGGCAGAUCGAUCGGAGUGGCAUAUGACGGAAAAUGCAUCAAGGCCAAGUCGUGUGAGGAUAUCCAGUGCAGUGCAGGGAAGAAGUGUUUGUGGGACGCUCGGAUGAGCCGGGGUCGCUGCUCGCUCUGCAACGAGUCCUGUCCGGAGAGCAGAACGGAUGAGGCGGUGUGCGCCAGCGACAACACCACGUAUCCCAGCGAAUGUGCAAUGAAGCAGGCUGCUUGUUCUAUGGGGGUGUUGCUGGAAGUCAAGCACACAGGAUCUUGCAACUCCAUUACAGAAGACCAGGAGGAGGAUGAGGAAGAUGGGGACUCAGACUACAAGGCCUAUGUCCAUUUAUCUUCUCUACUGGAUGGAUAAACUCCCAUCACUGUAGAGAGGGGAGCGUUUUUUAGGGCAAGAAAUCAUGUCCAUACUGUACAUUAUGUGUAUGCUUAUUUAUUUUUUAAGGAAAAAAGGAAGUAUACAUAUAGUUCAGUCUGCUAGAUGUUUAUUUAUACUAUUUUUGUGUUUUAUAAUUUAUACAUUUACAUUGUCAGGCAUUCAUUUAUCAUGAUAUAUUCCCCAUUUUCUUGUUGUUGUUAUUUUACUUUUUUUUUUUACCAUGAAGAAUUAUAUCUGUCCAAAGAAAAACAGUGUUAUUUAUUUGUCAUUUUACCAUGUAAGUAUAUGUCAUCUACAAGCUGUAAAUUGCAUUCUCUGAGCUGUAAAAAACCUGCUUGUUUCUGUCAAAUCUCUAUCACAGAUGUUUAUGUCACACAUACGGAAAUGCAUGUUUAGGCUGUGAGUUUAUUUAUUCGGUAUAUAUAUCAAUCAUUUUAUGUACAUACAUGGGUUUUUUUUGUUUGUUUACAACUAUAAUAACUGACCAAAGGGGUUCUCUCACUGGUAUGAGCAUUGCAAAGGGUGCAGGAACAAAAUGGAACGAAAAUAAGAGAGCCAAUUGUGUUUCUUUUCUUAUAUUUAGAGUAUUUUCUUUGUGGUUUCAGUUCUUUAGAUUUUUUUAACCUGAAAGCAUGAUUCCACAGCAUGUAUGUAGUCUCACAGUGUUGAAGUGUAGUUCAGGCAAUAUUUGAUCACUUCAGAAAUAAUGUGCCAUUAACAUUUGUUAGCUGUCCUUUUGCCAAUGUUCUGCGUAUUGCUCUCACAGAGCGACAGUAGGAUUACUUUCUUGCAGUAUUCUACUCUAUACCAGACUCCUUUACAUUGUUUAUUUUCUUUUUUUUUCCUCUGAGUGCAUUUUUUAUUUUCAAACAUCACCAGAGAAAUACAAAAUUCUGUUAUGAAUAUAUAGUUUUGUAUUUUUAUGUAAAUGUCAUAUGUACAUACAAAGUUUGAUGGUAUUUGUACAGAUAUGAAUAGUGAAACAAUAAAAUCUUUUCAUUAUAA
This is a messenger RNA of Girardinichthys multiradiatus, 2211 nucleotides long. RefSeq names its product follistatin a (gene fsta). Gene Ontology annotation, biological process: multicellular organism development; negative regulation of activin receptor signaling pathway; cell differentiation. Gene Ontology annotation, molecular function: activin binding; protein binding. The coding region runs from base 127 to 1182 and encodes 351 amino acids. The record is from RefSeq and is a predicted model, not a curated record. Lineage: Eukaryota; Metazoa; Chordata; Actinopteri; Cyprinodontiformes; Goodeidae. The transcript is spliced from 6 exons.